AUGCCUCUUACUGCGGCCGAUCAACAGCGCGUCGAAGAGUAUGAAGCCAGACUCGCGGCUUCAGGAUCCUCCAAGAUUGCUGUUCGAGUGCCCGGAGAUGCUCAAAAGCUCGGUAUCACUACCGUAGUCUGCCUCAUUUUGAAUCGCACGAUUGGGGCCGGCAUUUACGUGAGUCCAGCUCUCGUGUUGAGAGCAACAAACAGUACUGGCGUUUCGCUUGUGCUUUGGGUCAUUGGUGCCAUCUUCGGGGUUUGCGGCGUGCUCAUCUGGCUCGAGUUUGGGCUCAAUGUUCCUAAAUACGAGCCCUCCAAGAUUUCCCCCGAACUCUGCUCGGAUGGAGAGGGGAAAGAUGGACCGCGAAAGGGCGUGCCUCGAAAUGGAGGCGAGAAGAACUAUCUUGAGUUUGUCUACGAGCACCCGCAAUUUCGGACGACGUGCUUGUAUGGCUUCUCUUUCGUCAUUCUUGGCAACCUUGCAGGAAAUGCCAUUGCUUGUGGCAUGUAUAUAAUGAGAGCUGCUGGCCUACCAGAUCACAAUGCAGCAAUUCGAGCACUAGCAGUUGUAGUGCUAAGUCUGGCUUGCAUUCUCCACGGCUCUUGGCGUCAAGCGGGCAUUGUCAUAAACAAUGUUCUAGCAGGCAUAAAAGUCUUGAUGCUUGUCGCAGUCAUCAUCAUUGGAUUUGCUGCUGGUGGAGGAGCUUCACUGGGCGGAAGUCUGGAUGGGAAGGCCGCAAGAAAGGAAAAUUUUGGUGGGACUUCGUUCGACAGUGCCAGGGGCAAUGUCAGCGACUACUCAGCUGCCAUACUUCUCAUUUGCUAUUCGUUUAGUGGAUUCAAACAACCGUUCUAUAUGUUGAGCGAAGUCGCUAUGCCCAAAAAGAAAUUUGCGAUCACGACCAUCUCCACAACUGUAUUCGUAGGGGUAUUGUUCUUUCUGGCAAAUGUCGCAUAUCUUUGCGCCAUCAAGAAGGGCGAUGUAGUCAAUGACACCAGAGAUAUGGCCAUCAUACUCUUUCAGGAGGCUUUUGGAAAUGAAAUCGCUCCAAGAGUCAUGUCUGGCAUGAUUGCUCUAUCGGUCCUAGGCAACAUCGUUGUCAUGACGUUCACUGCCUCCAGAGUCAAACAAGAAAUCGCUAAAGAAGGAAUCCUGCCAUUCUCAUCAUUCUUUGCCAGAAGCACCGUAACGCCUUACGCCAGGUUACAUUCCUGGCUUUCCAAGAGCGACACCAAAGAAUACCCAGAGGAGUCUCCUGCAGCCGCCUUGCUUCUCCACUGGAUCUUCGCCGUGUUCUUGGUUGGCGCAACCUCCUCGAAACCGCCUAGCGUCGCAUAUCCCCUAUUAAUCGAGCUUUACUCAUACGUACUCGUCUUAAUGGUCGGACUUGGCGUCUCUACAGGUAUCAUACUCCUACACUGGUGCAGCUUCCGAGACUUCAAGAAAAUGCAGGAUGAGUGGAAAGAGACAUCUGAUUGGACGUCGUGGGCUAGUCCUGCUGCAGCGGUUUACUACGCUACCAUCUGCGGCUACCUAAUUAUCACGCUCUUCUUGACCCCAUCCGACGGCUCCGUUUACUCAUACUCUAAAACUCACAUACCCUCCUACGUUAUCCCAACCGUUGGUCUAAGCACUCUCCUCAUGGGCUACACCUAUUAUCUCAUCUUCACGCGAGUAGUGCCAAGGAUUAAGAAAGCUACCUUGAUCGUUGAAAGGGAUCCGAUUAUCGUAAGACAGGGCGGCAAGCCAAAUGGUGCCUGGGUGCUCUUCAUGGAGGGGAUCGAUUUCUGGUGGGCAUCGAGGUCGCCCAAUGUUAAUGCAGCGUAA
Molecule: messenger RNA, 1821 nt
Organism: Bacidia gigantensis
Lineage: Eukaryota; Fungi; Ascomycota; Lecanoromycetes; Lecanorales; Ramalinaceae
Exons: 7
Coding region: 1-1821 (606 amino acids)
Biological process (GO): amino acid transmembrane transport
Cellular component (GO): membrane
Molecular function (GO): L-amino acid transmembrane transporter activity
Source: RefSeq, a predicted model, not a curated record